AUGCAGGACCCCUGGCCAUUAGUAUUUUCCUUUUUGCACGCCGUUCAAUUCCUGGAGCAAGUACCCUGGCACAUUUUCUCGCGGUAUCACGGUGAAGGUGCUGCGACAGGUGCUCGUUUCAAGCUAGCGAUGAAAGGAUCGACUGCCGUCAUUGAACGGUCCGCCAUAGCCGACGAAUAUUCAUGGCCAAUACUGCGGGAUAGCACUACCUUGGUGGAAGCCCAUGCCAAUCUUCGAAUUGUGCUCCAGAAUCUACCCGCCCCAGUUCAGAGCGCAAAGGAUAAAUUUCGGCCCGAAUUAUGUCCGGAUGCGAUUGAAACCGUGCGCGUAGAAUUCAAGGUUACGAUAUAUAUUAUAGUAUCUCUUUCUCGACCACCAACACCACCCACAAGUUACAACCUCCCUGCCUACUCGCCUUUCGAAAACAAUUUCUUCUCUAGGGGUUGGACCCUACUUUCCGCCACUGCACCGGAAAGUAGUCACCAAAGCCAACGCAUCCCCUCACGAGGGAGAGACGGUCAAAAGCCGAGUUUCUGGCCUGACGGGAAAUUCAAAAGGAUCGUCUCCCUUAAGAGACGAAGGGAUUCGCCGUUGGUGGAUCCAGACGGCGUGAACGGAACUUCCCAUUCUGUGAUUCUCAAUGUGAAGGACGAGGGUGUCUUCAUUCAGCAAGCCACCUCUGAAGGCAACGACAUCUCACCGUCCUAG
This is a messenger RNA of Desarmillaria tabescens, 708 nucleotides long. RefSeq lists its product as uncharacterized. Lineage: Eukaryota; Fungi; Basidiomycota; Agaricomycetes; Agaricales; Physalacriaceae. The record is from RefSeq and is a predicted model, not a curated record. Bases 1 to 708 code for a protein of 235 amino acids. The transcript has 7 exons.